This is a messenger RNA of Phycomyces blakesleeanus NRRL 1555(-), 1206 nucleotides long. RefSeq lists its product as hypothetical. The record is from RefSeq and is a predicted model, not a curated record. Bases 1 to 1206 code for a protein of 401 amino acids. NCBI's taxonomy places the organism in Eukaryota, Fungi, Mucoromycota, Mucoromycetes, Mucorales, Phycomycetaceae. The transcript is spliced from 11 exons.
AUGGCAUUGUUGCCAGAACUGCUCGUGUUUGAGAACAGAUCAAUCUCUGCAAAAUAUAAUUAUAUAUCCUACCAAAACCGUUGGAAGGUGGUACUUUAUAUAUUCUCCUGUAGUAAGAGCCUGACCAAUGGGACUAUGGUUCGAAUUGUUAUUCUGGCCAUUGGUUGCUCCCAUGUUGUGGUAGACCUUCUCCAGAAAAGCCAACUUGGAAAGGCAUUUGUAAUAGCUUACAUCCAUUAUAAAAAUAUGAGAGAUUAUGGCUUAUCCUUCUUAACUGCCUCAAAAAUAAUGAUAAAAAGAUUUUUCUGGCCCGUUAACAAAGACAUAUACCUUGGGAGGGUUUACAAAAUGUCAUUGGUCUUUAUCUUGGUCCUCUUUUUUUUAUUAUACACUGACUCUUAUUCUUUACAGAUAGACAAAUAUCCAUUGGUUCUCAUACUUAACUUUAUUGCCAAGAAAGCAUGCCGCAGCAAGCAAUGGAAUACAGUAGGGGUCGAUUGCACCAGAGUGGAGUGCCUCGGAGAGAGCACAGAAGUUGUGUUUUACAAAGUCUACAGAGCGAGACUAAAUGACAUUUGUCAAAAAAUUAGCUGCUUUGCAAUAGACAAAAUCAAAUUAGAACUAUCAAAAUCAAUCAUAUCUGAAAAAUUAACCAAAGAGUACAAAUGUCUCUUACACUACAACUAUCUCCUAACAUGCUAUCAUACACUUGCUACUUUUAAUACAAUUCCAAUCUCUCUAAUUCCAAGAUGCUGGAGAAAAGAUUAUCUAGAAGGAGAAGAUCACUUGACAAUUAAUAACGUAGAAUCAGUACCAGCAAACAUUGCUAAAAUAACAACUAUAUUGCCUCAAUUUGAUUAUGAUUUUGAGCUUGUUUAUGAAGGCUUUCACAGUACACACAGCAAACAAGAACAAAUACAUAUAUAUAACUUAGUAAAAAACAUACUAGAAAAAAUGACUAAGCAGAAACUUGAGGAUCUUAAUGAUCCAACAAUAGUGGAAGCCAUCAAAGGCCGACCCAAAAAUACAAAUUUUGCUCUAUUUUCUAGAAAACAAAUAUCCUCAACUCAAAAGCAAAAAGCCUUGCAAAAUAUCACUAAUCUUGGCUUGCCAAUCAAUCACACAAUAUUAACAAAUCUUAUCAUUGCUCCUAAACAUAUAACUGAAGUCUUUUCUUCCGAAGCAGAUGGUAACUGUGGAUACUGA